AUGAUAGGAUGUGAAGUAACACUUCAAGAUUUUGACGUAUCGAAGGAUGAAGGCCUGUUAGCAGAGUGUCAUUCGUUAUGUCGUGAAGUAUUCUGCCAGGAGUAUGGUUUAGAGGAACUACUAAGAAUUGAUGGCGAAGAUAAGAAUAGUAGGUAUAUUGUGGCUCGAUGGUUUGAUGACGGCUCCGUGAUCGCCACUUGCCGUCUACGUCCUGCGCAUCUAUAUGUUAAAUUGGAGCAAGUUGCUGUACACAGAGUAUGCUGUAUUUUCAUUACUCUUUUCAGUUAUGAGAGGAAAAUUUUCUUUUUUUAUGACUGGCGAGGACGAACUAUUGGGCAUCGCAUAUGUCGACGUGCUAUCGAGUUAGCAGAAUGUUUUUAUGGUACGCAAGUUCUAAUAACAUAUUCUCAUCUUAACGUUAUAAAAUUUUACGAACAACUUGGGUUUAUGAUAACCUCAGACGAAUUUAUGGAUGCUCAUAUCUUCCAUAAGAUGAUGUUUUAUUUUCCGCGCAGAGAUAGGCUGCCUACAUUGCUUUUGUGGGAAUUUAACUGUGCUGAACAUAAAUAUACACCAGAUGAAUGCUUUGACCCGACCAAUAUGGCGAGACUGAAAGGAUCUCUUAUGUCAUUCAAGGAGCAAAAUAUCCCCAGAUUGAUGCAUCUGCAACAUAUACCAGAUCAAGCUGUCGUUGGUUAUUCGCUACUUCGAACUUACAGAGAAUGCGCUCGAGCAACUCUAGCACAUGAUUUCACGCGCAGUAAACAUCUGGAAACUUUUCUGACGUCAAUAGUUUGGGAAAAAUUGAAUACUGGUCAUUAUGGAGAGGUUGAUGAAGCUUGGAGGAUUUUUUACGCAACCAUUAUGAUGUGUAAAGCAGUGCGUUUAAAAUUUGAGAAGCAAAUACAGGAAGCUCUGCAUGCUUGUGACAUUGGUUUGAUAAUGGGUCGUGACAUUGAUGGUUUUGCGCUGUCAGCAUUCGCCCAUCAUUUACAUUCUUCUUUAUCAGAGCCAUCAACAUCCGUUUCUUUAAAAACACAAAAGCUUUUGCAACCUCCAUCUCCUUUGUUGAAUUCAACUUAUGUUGAUGUUUGUGAGCUCCCAUCGUUUGAAGAAAUGUUAAAGAUUAUAGAAAAUCAAAAACCAGUGGUCAUAAGAGGACUUGUUAAUCAGUGGCCUGCAUUUACAAAAUGGAACUUCUCGUAUUUUAACGAAACUAUUGGUCAUCGUACAGUUCCUAUUGAAAUCGGUAGCAGUUAUGCCGAUAGCGAUUGGAAACAAACUUUGAUGACUUUUCAUGAUUUCAUUGAGAAAUUCAUAGAAUGUGAGAAUUCAGAUAAUCCAGGUUAUUUGGCUCAACAUCGGUUGUUUGAUCAAAUUCCGGAACUUUUGAGUGAUAUAAUCAUUCCUGACUACUGUGCAUUUGGUGAAGAAGGAAUUGACAAUGUCGAUUUGAAUAUUUGGAUUGGACCAGCGGGGACUGUUUCACCUUUACAUUUUGAUCCAAAAAAUAACAUGUUCUGCCAGGUAGUUGGUCGAAAAUUUUUACGACUAGUAUCUGCAGCUGAAACUGAAAGCGUAUACCCCCGAAAGGAUGGGAUUUUAACCAACACUAGUCAGCUCGAUGUGCUAUAUCCGGAUAUGACAAAAUUCCCACGUUUUUGCGAAGCUCAUGUUUUUGACUGUAUACUCUAUGCUGGUGAAUGUUUAUUUAUACCAGCUGGAUUUUGGCAUUAUGUCCUUGCACUUGAUCCCAGUAUAUCUGUAUCCUGUUGGUUUAGUACCAAAGCUUAA
Cercopithifilaria johnstoni is the source of this 1794-nucleotide messenger RNA. The record is from the annotation of a GenBank genome assembly. NCBI's taxonomy places the organism in Eukaryota, Metazoa, Nematoda, Chromadorea, Rhabditida, Onchocercidae.